GUGCGAUUAAAAGUUACUCCUUCUAAUUCGUUACUGAGACCAAUAUCACACAGGUCCUAAAACAAAAGAACAACAGAAAUUGAUCAAGUGCGAAAGUGAUUUUAGGUACAGAUUUUUAGUGUAAUCAUUGUCUACCAGUUUUCUCUUGAAUAUAAAGACAACCAGUGCCCAAAUUUUCUAAAAUUGUGUACCUACCAUGGCAGACACCUCCUCUUGUCCAUUGAUGACCAACACUGUUCCCACGGUUGUCUCAAAUGAAGAAAAUACAGUGUCCAUGGUAGAAGAAGCCAGUAACAGCAGCAUGACACCUGCAAUUAGGAGUCUUCUCUCCACCGCACAUUCAAGCGCGGAAGUUUUGGUCGGUCUCCUGCAGAUUUUAAUGGCAGAAUGUGGAUUGUAUCUUGCUGACAAAAUGGGACGUGAGAUACCUGAAGUAGGAAACAAUUUCAGAAGUGAACAGUUCUUUGAUUCAAGAAUUGUAAAAGAAUUGAAAUUGGAUUUUUCCAAAAAUAGUGAUGGAGUUUACACCAACAAGUACCUAUUACGAGGCUUCUCAGAGCCAUCAAUAGAGCUUUUAUGUGAUCCUCACAACCACAAUGUUCUUGUAACUGCUAUAAUCUCCUCUUUUAAAUGUGUGUUUUCAGUAGUCCUCAAAACACAAAAUUAUGUUAUCGAGACUUCAAAGAAUAAUUACAUACUUUUGAAUAUGAAGUCACUCUCUAUCAGAUUUAAAAAUGCCAUCGCUGUUCCUGUUCGUGCCUCAAUUUUAAACAAACAUGGCUUUCCAAAUCCUAGUCUGGAAGGUUUACCUGAUGAACUCCUACACCACAUUUGGAAAAAAAUACCUCAGCCGGAGUUUUUACCCCCUUUGCCAGGAGUUUCUGCAGUUUUCACUGCAGAUUGAGAGAAUCUCACUAGACUCUGACAGCAAAAAUCGAUUAGAGAGGGAUUCUUUACUUACAUUUCAAGUCUUCCUUUUCAUUGUUGGUACCCGUAGGAGAGAAUUUCGCCCUGUGGCACUAGAUGAAACUUGAAGAGCAUCAAUAUCCAUUUAAAGUGAUUGGUAUCUUCCAACAAACACCUAACAUUAAUUUUAUGUAUUAGAUCACAACAGAACAUGAAAAAUUGGUCUUAAGAAAUUAUUGUCUUGCAAAUUGGCCUUACACAUCAUCAGUUUAAAAUUAAUGAAAUAAUCAUUGAUUACUAUGUUUAAGCUCCUUCUUGGAUUUGUUUC
This is a messenger RNA of Bemisia tabaci, 1234 nucleotides long. RefSeq lists its product as uncharacterized. The record is from RefSeq and is a predicted model, not a curated record. NCBI's taxonomy places the organism in Eukaryota, Metazoa, Arthropoda, Insecta, Hemiptera, Aleyrodidae.